Molecule: messenger RNA, 2232 nt
Organism: Elaeis guineensis (African oil palm)
Lineage: Eukaryota; Viridiplantae; Streptophyta; Magnoliopsida; Arecales; Arecaceae
Product: AP2-like ethylene-responsive transcription factor ANT
Biological process (GO): regulation of DNA-templated transcription
Molecular function (GO): DNA-binding transcription factor activity; DNA binding
Source: RefSeq, a predicted model, not a curated record
AUGAAGUCCAUGAACAAUAAUAACUGGUUGGGUUUUUCUCUCUCCCCCCACAUGAGCAUGGAGGUGUCUGGUGACCCACACCAACAACCAAGUAGUCAGAAUCAUCAUCACCAAUCUCAGCCCACACCUGCUGCUGUCUCUUCUAGCAGCUUCUUCCCCUCCCCUUCUCACUUGAACAGCUCAGAUAUUUGUUAUGGGGUUGGAGAGAAUGGGGGAUUCUAUUCUCAGCUAUCUUCCAUGCCACUCAGGUCUGAUGGCUCCCUUUGCAUCAUGGAAGCACUUAGCAGGUCACAACAAGAAGGAAUGGUGCCAUCUCCAUCCCCGAAACUGGAAGACUUCUUAGGCUGUGGUCCAAACAUGGGGACCCAUCAGUAUGGGAACAGUGACAGAGGAGCAAUGGCUUUAAGCUUAGAUAGCAUGUACUACCGCCAAAACCCAGAGCCUGAGGGCAACAGAGGUCAUCCUCUAGACCUCCUCCAACAGCCAUUUAAGCAGCACAUUCAUGUGCAACAGCAACAGCAGCAGCAGCAGCAGCAGCAGCCUUCUCCUUACUUCCAGCCAUUGCAGGAAGGCAUGUGCUCUCUGCUCCCAGGCCAUGAGAUGUAUCAACCACCAUUGGAAGAAGAAACCAUGACUGUUGAUGGGAUUCCAGGCUUGAAGAGCUGGGUCUCCAGUAGCUUCAGUGGUGGCAACAAUGGGCUGGGUGGGGAAGGGGGUGUGGGAUCUGGCGGACCUCUUGGUGCAAUGGGUUAUAGUGACUUGCAGUCUUUAAGCUUGUCCAUGAGCCCUGGUUCUCAGUCCAGUUGUGUUACAGCUCCCCAGAAUAUCUCUCCUGCUGCAACAAACUACUACAUGGCUUUAGAUGGAAGUAAAAAGAGAGGGACUGGGAAAGGGGGGCAAAAGCAACCUGUUCAUAGGAAAUCUAUUGAUACAUUUGGACAAAGAACAUCUCAGUAUAGAGGCGUCACAAGGCAUAGGUGGACUGGUAGAUAUGAAGCCCAUCUUUGGGACAAUAGUUGCAAGAAGGAAGGCCAAACAAGGAAAGGAAGACAAGUUUACUUGGGGGGGUAUGACACCGAAGAGAAAGCUGCAAGAGCCUAUGACUUGGCAGCACUCAAAUACUGGGGACCUUCCACACAUAUCAACUUCCCGUUGGAAGAUUAUCAAGAAGAGCUCGAAGAAAUGAAGAACAUGAGUCGACAAGAAUAUGUUGCCCACUUGAGAAGAAAAAGUAGUGGAUUCUCACGAGGAGCUUCUAUGUACCGAGGAGUAACGAGGCAUCACCAACAUGGAAGAUGGCAAGCUCGAAUUGGGAGGGUUUCAGGAAACAAAGAUCUUUAUCUUGGAACUUUUAGUACUCAAGAGGAAGCAGCUGAGGCUUAUGACAUUGCUGCAAUUAAAUUCCGAGGGGUGAAUGCCGUCACCAACUUCGACAUAACACGAUAUGAUGUCGAAAAGAUCAUGGCAAGCAGCACUCUGCUGGCUGCCGAGCUUGCCAGGAGGAACAAAGAUGCUGAAGCUCUCAAUGAUGCUCUUUUGGCCCGGAACAGCAACAGAGAGCUUAAUUUAACUGAAGAUAACAGUAGUGGUGGUUCUGAUUGGAAAAUGUCCCUCUAUCAAUCGCCUCAGCAAACAUCACCAAUCUCAGAAGAACAUUGUGAGAAACUGAUACCUGGAGGGGAUGCAUUUAGUAACCCAUGCUACUCCGCAAGCCUUCUUGGUCUUGUUGGCAUGGAUGCAGAGGGUUCAGCCCAAGCGAUUGGUAAUUCUGGGAAUAUGGGAAACGCCCAUCUAUCCAAUGCUUCAUCAAUGGUUACUAGUCCUGAUCGUAGUGGUCUCUCCAUGCUCUUUGCUGGUCCCCCAAGGAAGUUUAUCAAUUCUACUUCAGUGAAUUCAUCAAUUCCAUCGACUCAGCUAAGGUCUACAAUGCCGGUAUUCGCUGCUUGGACUGAUACUUAAACCUCCAUUAUCAUGGUGGCAACAAAGAAACGGGAUGAAGGUGGAAGCAAGCAGUACAAGAAAAGGAAGAAGAUGGUGUUGUUUGUAGUGGAGAUUAGUGGUGCAUGACGUUUUGAGGUCCAGAGAUGGAGCAGGCCUCUGUCCUUUUCCAGUGGUUUAGGUGGUUUUAACUUGGUCUUUUGGGCCACGUGGGGAAGGGUUUUGGCAUGUGGGGCCUAAAGGUUUAAGGCAAUGAUUUCACUUUAUCUGUAUGAAAUGAUGUUGGUAAUUUGG